Molecule: messenger RNA, 537 nt
Organism: Penicillium concentricum
Lineage: Eukaryota; Fungi; Ascomycota; Eurotiomycetes; Eurotiales; Aspergillaceae
Exons: 3
Coding region: 1-537 (178 amino acids)
Source: RefSeq, a predicted model, not a curated record
AUGGCAGACGGAUUCAAUCAAGCCCGCGCUAUGCGAGUCGCUGAGAUAAUCAAUGACUACCGCACUCUUCUACUCCACAUCUCACAACAACAAGUCGAACCAUCCCAAGAAGAAUACUGGGAAGAUGGUUUCGUAGUACUCCGCGAGUCCCUAGCCUCAGCCCAGACCCUAAUGUCCGCCAACUACCAACCCUGCCCGGUAACAGGGCAAGGGAAUGUCGAGACCGAGAAAGCUGAGCUACAGAGGGUCAUACUAGACGGCAGCGCACGCCGAUUCCAAGCGCACAAGAUCUACCUUCGCGCCGCCGCAGCCAAGCGAUGGGCCAUGACACGUGCCAGCAUCCUCCGCGGCUCCCAGGCAACAGCCCAGCACGCCGCAGCCCUCAAAAGUGCAACAGCCACCCUCCAUCAAGAUCUGGCUCGUUUUACGGACCAGCAUGUCGUGGCCGACUUGCGAGCUGCUGAUCUUCGCGCUGGCCACUGGGUUGACGACGAUCCAUCCUUGGAUGUCAUCCGUCGCUGGGUUGGAGGCCGGUAA